CGUGUUUGUGGUGCUGGGAAAGAGCGAGAGCUCUGACAGCUUUGCCGCAGAAAUAGCGUCGCUUGUCUUUCCUGUCUCGCCCAACACGAAUAUGAUUGGAAAUAUCCAACCGGGCUAUUGGUAAUCAGACUGAAAUCAUUGGCAAAGGGGUUGGCAGGAUAGACCCGACACUGACAGCACUGUGUAGAAGGGUUUUCUGUAGCUCCCACUGGCUGAAACGCCUCAAGGUUUGGUCAGUUCAUACAUUGAUGACGGAGGCCUCUCCCUUCCCUGUCUCUGAACUGGGGAACACACACACACACAAAAAAAAACAACAAAAAAAAAAACAGCAGCAUCAUCUUUGAAGUUACUUUUUCUUUUUUCAGUUUUUCGUGAGCUGGUAUUAGCGCAGCUGUAGCUCUGGUGCCAGGGCAUCUAAGCUUUGGUAUUUCAGCCUUUGCUUACUGUACUAAAUGGCGUCAGACACUAGUGACACAGAAGAAUUCUAUGAUGCUGCUGAAGAUGUCAGUCUGGUUUCCUCUCCUACUGUGUCGCCGGCAAAGUUGGCCCUUCCCUCAGUAAAGGAACCCCCAGCAGCGAGCAGUGCUCAGGAUGCAGGACAGGUGUCUGCGGUGCAGGAACUGAACCCAGAGGAUCCCAUUGAGAUUAUUGACAGCAUUAUUGAGGAAAGCCAGAAGGAGAUUGAUCCGGAAAACGCACUUCUGACAGCAAUUCAGAAAGAACCUGUCGAUCAGAUUCCAGGACCUUCAUUAGUGGCAGCAGAGCUACUGCACAAGCUCCCUGAACCGCUAGCGACAGAAAAGCAAAGGCGUGAAAGGAGCGAGGACUCUGUAGAACAGAACAUCUUGGGUGACCAGACAGAGAAGCAGGGCCAGGGUGUUCCCCAGACCUCUGCCAAGGCUCCGGAUGCGAUCAGGUCACUGGAUCUCACCAGUGCAUUUGUGAAGGAGGUCACUGAGAACUCGAGCGUGCCUGUGCAACAGGGAACAACAGAGGAGUCAAAGGAACAAAAGAAAGCUGACAUUUUAGAACAUGUGACGGUGGAUGAUUUUGAAGACACAUCACCACCUGCCAAACCCCCACGCCAGUUAACAUUGGAGCCUGAUAUUGUAGCUAGCACCAAGAGGCCCGGCCCAGUGAGACCCCCCCCUCCAGCAGGGGUCGCCCCACCAAGACCCCCUCCGCCUGCUCGACCUGCCCCUCCCCCACGUAAAAAAAAGAGUGACCUCGAAGUGGAGUCCCAGCGGCCGUCUACACUGGAAGUGCCAUCAGACACAGUUAAAUCCAUUGGUCUUGUGUCUCCCAACACUGCCGUUGAAUGUAUCACCAAAGAUCUGCAGCAUUCUUUGGAUCUGGCCAGCGCAACCAGUGGGGACAAAGUGGUCACAGCUCAGGAGAAUGGCAAGGCAGCUGAUGGACAGUCCUCCACCACCGAUGGGAGUGCAGCUUCAGGACCACAAAGACCCAGAUCCAACUCUGGACGUGAGCUCACUGACGAGGAAAUUUUGGCAAGUGUGAUGAUCAAAAACCUGGACACCGGGGAAGAGAUCCCGCUCAGCUUAGCAGAAGAAAAGCUGCCCACAGGAAUCAAUCCGCUGACAUUGCACAUCAUGAGGAGAACAAAGGAAUAUGUGACUAACGAUGCAGCACAGUCAGAUGAUGAAGAUAAGUCACAGUCAGCUGACACUGAUGGGGGAAAACUAAAACAGAAAACUACACAGUUUAAGAAGUUUUUGGGUAAAUCUGUGAAGAGGGCCAAACAUCUUGCUGAAGAGUAUGGUGAAAAGGCUGUUAACAAGGUGAAAAGUGUCCGAGAUGAAGUGUUCCACACUGAUCAGGAUGACCCCUCCUCGAGUGAUGAUGAGGGAAUGCCAUACACAAGGCCUGUCAAGUUCAAGGCAGCUCAUGGCUUUAAAGGGCCUUUUGACUUUGACCAAAUAAAAGUUGUUCAGGAUUUAACAGGAGAACACAUGGGCGCUGUGUGGACCAUGAAAUUCUCUCACUGUGGAAGAUUACUGGCGACUGCUGGGCAAGACAAAGUAGUCCGAAUAUGGGUUCUGAAAAAUGCCUUUGACUAUUUCAGCAACAUGAGAAUGAAAUACAACACUGAAGGUCGUGUGUCUCCUUCACCUUCUCAAGAAAGUCUGAAUUCUUCAAAGUCCGAGACAGACACUGGAGUGAAUAAUGUUCCUGAAGAUCCAGAUCUUGAUGAUAAAAGCAUUCCUUUCCGACAACAGCCAUUUUGCAAGUACAAAGGCCACACUGCAGAUCUGCUUGACCUCUCCUGGUCUAAGAACUACUUUUUGCUUUCUUCGUCCAUGGACAAGACUGUGAGAUUGUGGCACAUAUCCCGGAGGGAGUGUUUAUGCUGCUUUCAGCAUAUUGACUUCGUCACUGCAAUUGCUUUCCAUCCCAGGGAUGACAGGUAUUUCUUAAGUGGGUCCCUGGAUGGCAAACUGCGUCUGUGGAACAUUCCUGACAAGAAAGUGGCACUCUGGAAUGAAGUGGACGGCCAGACAAGGUUGAUAACAGCUGCUAACUUCUGUCAGAAUGGGAAGUAUGCUGUUAUUGGCACUUACGAUGGGAGAUGCAUCUUCUAUGACACAGAGCAUUUAAAAUACCACACGCAGAUACAUGUACGGUCCACCAGGGGCAGAAACCGAGUGGGGAGAAAAAUCACUGGCAUUGAACCACUGCCUGGAGAGAACAAGAUUUUAGUCACCUCAAAUGACUCAAGAAUCCGACUGUACGAUCUGAGAGACUUGUCUCUGUCUAUGAAAUACAAGGGUUACGUCAACAGCAGCAGUCAAAUUAAAGCCAGUUUCAGUCACGAUUACUCCUACAUAAUUAGUGGGUCUGAAGAUAGGUAUGUGUACAUCUGGAGCACAUACCAUGAUCUGAGCAAGUUCACUUCAGUCAGGAGAGAUCGCAAUGACUUUUGGGAGGGAAUUAAAGCCCACAACGCAGUGGUAACGUCCGCUAUCUUUGCACCGAACCCCAGUCUGAUUAUGUCUGCAGAGCCUGCUGUAGACAAACCUGAGGAGGAGGGCAAGAGCCCUGACGCCCCCAGAGAAGAGAGCCUCCCUUCAGGAGCCUUGAAGACUGAUCACACUGAAGUACUUUUAUCUGCGGAUUUCACGGGUGCAAUAAAAGUGUUUGUCAACAGAAAAAAGAAAGAGUGAAGCGGAAUAGAAUAGAGUACAUGAGGCUCAUCUUUUCCACAGUUUCUCUUUGUUGAAGCCUACUGUACGUUUACCAUUGGUGGAUCCAUGUGAUGUAUAAAAACAGGUGUUAAGUUUACUAAUUAAGACUGGUGGUUAAGAAAAAUGGUUAAGGGAGAUUAUAUUUCUACAGAGCGCUUUGUGCAGUGCAGAGAAAGAAUGUUUAAAAUUUAUAAAGAAAGGGUUUUUAACUGUAGGGGUCAACAAGAAAGCAGUGCUUGGUGUCUCUAUGUGUGUGUGUGUGUGUGUGUAUAUAUAUAUAUAUAUAUAUAUAUAUAUAUAUAUAUAUAUAUAAUGUGUGUACAUGUUUAAUAAUGGAGAUAAGGAUUCAUGCAUGAAAAGGUGAUCAAGUAGACACACGCCCCUCUGUUUUUCUAGCUCAGGGGUGAAGUUCACAUUGAGUGAGUGUGCACCUCCUGAACUGUAACCAUGUGUGGAAAUUGUAAAACAAAUUUUCACUCUGUUAAAUACAGAAAUAAACAUUUAUUAACAAAUAAAAAAAUACAAAUACAAAAAAAUGACAACAAUCACAUUUCAAAACAGCAAAACUUUAAAAUUUUUGGAGGCGCAACAGCAAAAAACAAAACAUUGAAAUAAUGCUGGCUCAACUUUAAAUUCAAUUUCCUUUUUUCUUUGUUUAAUUUUUUUUGCAGAAGAGAUCACUGUGGGUUAUAACUUUGACUGGUACAAGAUUGGAAUCAAAUCUUAAUGGUGGAAUAGUAUUGAAAAUAUGGUGUUUAUUUGAAAAUAAUUGUAAAAUAAACUGUUCAGGUUCUUUUGGAUUAUGACAGUGAACGAAACUGGUUUGGUCAUUUUAUUUAGGUUAGAGCUUCACUAUUGACAGCCUUUUUAAAUAUUUGACUGUUAAACUAAUGACAUAACACUUUAAGGUUCACUUACCUGGGAAAUGUUAUCGAUGGUCAAAAAUUUUUGAAUUACCAAAAUGUUAAACAAAAUAAAAAUUGAUCACAAAAGUAA
Polyodon spathula (Mississippi paddlefish) is the source of this 4199-nucleotide messenger RNA. RefSeq names its product WD repeat-containing protein 44-like. Gene Ontology annotation, molecular function: protein binding. NCBI's taxonomy places the organism in Eukaryota, Metazoa, Chordata, Actinopteri, Acipenseriformes, Polyodontidae. The transcript is spliced from 20 exons. The record is from RefSeq and is a predicted model, not a curated record. Bases 453 to 3182 code for a protein of 909 amino acids.